Mucor velutinosus is the source of this 744-nucleotide messenger RNA. RefSeq lists its product as uncharacterized. The transcript has a single exon. The coding region runs from base 1 to 744 and encodes 247 amino acids. The record is from RefSeq and is a predicted model, not a curated record. Lineage: Eukaryota; Fungi; Mucoromycota; Mucoromycetes; Mucorales; Mucoraceae.
AUGGGAAGACGACUCAGUUUGUAUCGAGUAAUGGACGCCUUGCCUCAUCUACAAAGGCUGGAUUUGCACAAUAUGACAAGAGACAACCGACGAAGAGCUUUUUUCAACGCUGCCUUGCUUCGUCCCGAUCUAAGAGGCUUCCCACUUCAAGUCCUGCGAAUCCACAUCCGCGACUUGACUGCAACUUUAAUGGACUCUAUCCAACUGGAACUAAGACAGCUGCAAUCCAUCACCAUCCAUGGUUCCUCAACACUUCACCAAUUUGCAAGAGAAACAGGGCGAAUUGUACGCGACCAUGAACGAGCACUCGCCAAGCAUCGAAUCAAUCCGGAUCAGAAUCUGCUCACCGAAUGUACUGUUCUCAACACAAGUCUCGCCAGCCUCACCUUUGAAGAUAACCUACAUGUCAACCUGUAUUUACAACAUGUACACCGCAUCUUUUCAAGAGUUACUCGAUUGCGUUUGCAUAAUUGUGGCAUGCGUGGCGGCGGUAGUCUCAACGCCGGUGCCUGGAACUUGCAAAGCUUUGAAUUGGAUAUAACCAAUAUACGCCCCCCUCCCCAAACAAUUCAAGUCAAUACAGGUACGAACGCAAGAGGCUUCCGACUCCAUAAUGGUAGAUACAUAGCCAUUGGCCCAAACGAAGCUUUCGUUCCUGAUCUUAGGUUGUCUGCGUUAAGUUUGCAGCAAUUUGUUAUUUAUUCAGCCGGUUUAAAUCAAAUCUUCAUUAUCGAUCAUCCAUAG